Thlaspi arvense is the source of this 2181-nucleotide messenger RNA. The record is from the annotation of a GenBank genome assembly. NCBI's taxonomy places the organism in Eukaryota, Viridiplantae, Streptophyta, Magnoliopsida, Brassicales, Brassicaceae.
AUGAAAUUCCACAGAGGGCAUGGGUUGCUCUGCAUUGAACUCAAAGUAACCCGGGCUAUUAGAAAAGCCACUCUUGCCACCUUUUUGGGAAGAACUUCAUCAACUCUGCUUCAUAUUUGCCCAAAUGCAACUUCACAAUAUUUUCCAACCUAUCAGUCUGAUUCCUACGAUGCCCCUCGUAAACACUACAAUGCUUUCUUACCCAUUAAACCCUUUUCUUCUCUGUACAGCGUUGGUUAUUUGCCCUUCCAGAGUUCCGGCCGUGUCUCCGAUGCUUUCCAGGCAUUCGACAAAAUGUCGCGCAGACAACAAAGCCUUGAAAAUUCACCAUAUCUUUAUGUUCUUGAUCUCAUUAAGUUUUCCACCAUGAGACCUGACUCUGCGACUGCCAUGGCAGCGCAUUCCUUAGCCUUCAAGGUGGGUGCUUUUGCUCACUUACCCACCUCAACCUCUCUGCUAAUGAUCUACUCGAGAGCAGGUGAUUUGGGCUCUUCGAUGGCACUUUUCAGUGAAAUUCUCAAUAAAGAUGUCAUAGCUUGGAAUGCCAUGAUGACUGCUUGCAAUGAGAAUUCUUAUUUUGGAGAUACUGUGAAUUUCUUUGUUGAGAUGAUGAAGGAAAGCAGAUUUGAUUCCAGUACUCUUAAGAUGGCCUCUUGUGGGAAAGACACUGAUCACGUGAGCCUCUCAUGUGCAAUUGCAGCAUCUGCUUGUUUGGGAGAAUUGGUUAUCGGUCAAGUCAUCCAUGGAUGGGGAAUUAAAUUAGGAUAUGAUGAGGGCUCCCAUAUUUCAGUGGCGAAUUCUGUCAUUUCACUACUCUCUCAGUGUGGAGACAUAGAAGCUGCUGAGGCUGUUUUCAGAGGAUUGGUUCACAAGGAUGUGAUUUCAUGGAAUUCGAUAAUUGAUGGGUUUACCUCAAAUAGAAUGAUUCUUAAAGCAUUUGAAGUUCUGUAUGAAAUGGUUUUAUCUGGUUCAAUCAAACCUGAUACUGUGACUUUAGUUACUAUAAUUCCUAUUUGUGCAGAAUUGCUGCUAUUGAGAGAAGGAAGGUCUAUUCAUGGCUUUGCAGUUCGAAAAGGCAUGGGAACAGAUUUGUCAGUCACGAACAGUUUAAUGGAUCUGUACUUGAAGUGCCACAAAGUCAAGGCAGCUGAGCAUUUGUUCAACUCCUUGUCAGAUAGAGACUUGGUCUCGUGGAAUACGGUUAUAUCUGGUUAUUCCCAAAAUGGGCUCUCUAGAGAAGCUCAAUCCCUAUUUAAGGAACUCCUUCACCAGCAUUGGCAGUGCAGCUUGUCAACUCUUUUGGGCAUUCUUUCUUCUUGUAGUUCUCCUGAGUAUCUUCAAUUUGGAAAAUCAAUCCACUGUUGGCAGAUAAAAAUGGGAUUUUUCAACAAUAUUCUUGCUACCAAUUCGCUGAUGUUCAUGUACAUUAGUUGUGGAGAGAUGAAAACUUCUUUGUCAUUGUUGCUGCAGAUUUCUCCAGUUGCAGAUACUGCUUGUUGGAACACUUUGAUUGUGGGCUGUGCACAAAACGGAUAUUUCUGGAAAGCUCUAGAGACUUUCAACUCAAUGAGGAGGGAAUCCAAUGUCUAUCAUGAUUCCAUUACCCUUGUUAAUGUCAUAUCAGCCUGUGGAAAUUUAGGGUUAAUGACUGAAGGAAAAUUACUUCAUGGAAUUUCUUUCAAAACAUUGGAGGGUUCAGACAUCCGCGUGCAGAAUGCUCUAAUCACCAUGUAUGGCAGAUUGGGGGAGACUGAGAGUGCCAAAUUAGUGUUUAGCUCUAGUAAAAACCACAAUUUAUGUUCAUGGAACUGUAUGAUCUCUGCUCUUGCUCAGAAUAAGGAGGGCAAAAGAGCUAUGGAAUUGUUUAGCUGUCUUGACUUCAAACCUAAUGAAAUAACCAUUUCCAGUGUUCUUUCAGCCUGUACUCAACUUGGAAUGCUAAGACUCGGGAAGCAGAUUCAUGCCUACGUGUUCAGAUUUGAGUUCCUGGGAAACUCUUUUAUAUCCGCCGCUCUUGUGGACAUGUACAGCAGUUGUGGGAGAUUAGACAUAGCAGUACAAAUAUUUGAAAAUCUGACCGAGAAAUCCAUCGCUGCUUGGAAUUCCAUGAUUUCUGCUUUUGGGUUUCACAACAAUGGUCAACAAGCAAUCCGGAAUUUUUGGAGAACAGGAAAAGAAUAG